Anoplopoma fimbria (sablefish) is the source of this 4069-nucleotide messenger RNA. It is a transcript of the gene col21a1, whose product is annotated as collagen, type XXI, alpha 1. Lineage: Eukaryota; Metazoa; Chordata; Actinopteri; Perciformes; Anoplopomatidae. The coding region runs from base 121 to 3009 and encodes 962 amino acids. The record is from RefSeq and is a predicted model, not a curated record. The transcript has 29 exons.
CUGUAAACCCAGGGCUGUGAACAGUAUUGAUCACUGGCUCUCAAUGAGAGGAUUAACAGGAACUCACACAAGGGCUUGGACGCUUACCGGUGCACAGUUGGAACUCGGUACUGCUGCAUAAUGGGUUACAGAGCGACAUCCAUGCAUUGUGUCUUAAGAUGCCUGUGCUUCAUGCUUCUCCAUUUGUUUAGUGCAGCUCAAGAUGAAGACAUAAGAAGUUGUAGGACCGCGCCAUGUGAUUUGGUCUUUAUUCUAGACGGUUCGUGGAGUGUUGAAGAUGUCAACUUUGAAAUAGUAAAGCGUUGGCUCGUCAACAUAACAACAAGCUUCAACAUUGGACAGAAGUUUACCCAGGUUGGAGUCGUCCAAUACAGCGAUGACCCCGUUUUAGAAAUUCCUCUGGGGAAGCAUUUCGCCACCAAAGACCUCAUCAAAGCAAUGGAGUCCAUUGAUUACAUGGGGGGAAACACAAGGACAGGGACAGCCAUUCAGUUUGCAACAGAUAAACUGUUUGGCCUGUCGGAGCGCGGCCCAUCAGGAAUUUCCAGAAUCGCUGUUGUCCUCACAGACGGCAAGUCUCAAGAUGAGGUUUUGAAAGCGGCAGAGGCAGCAAGGAAAAAAGGAGUAAUUCUGUUUGCAAUUGGUGUUGGGCCAGAGACAGAAGUGUCCCAGUUGCAAGCCAUUGCAAACAAGCCAUUUUCAACUUACGUCUUCUCUGUUGAGGACUACAAAGGUAUUUCCAGGAUCAUACAGAUCAUACGACAGAAACUGUGCGAAGAAACUGUUUGUCCAACAAGAAUUCCCAUAGAUUCCCGCGAUGAGAAGGGUUUUGAUAUUCUGUUACAUUUAAAUUUGGCGAAAAAAGCAAAGAAGGUACAAGGGACAUAUUACGGCACUAAGGCCUAUGAAGUGACGCCUCGUGUAGACUUGAGUGUAGCUACCCGGAACCUUUUUCCUGAUGGCUUGCCUCCAUCAUAUGUUUUUGUGGCCACACUGAGGUAUAAAGGAUCAGUGGGAAUAGAGGAGUGGGACGUGUGGAGAAUACAGACGCUUGAUGGGAAACCUCAGAUGGCGGUCACUCUUAAUGGAGUAGAGCGCACCGUCAAGUUCACCACAACCAGUGAGGCACCAAGUGGAACUCAAACAGUUACAUUUUCACAGCACACAGCAAGGCUGUUCGAUGAGAAAUGGCAUCAGCUGCGGCUGCUGGUCACCGAGGAAGAUGUUACCCUUUAUGUUGAUGACCUGGAGAUUGAAACCCGAUCCUUGGAGCCCCCUGUCGGUAUUUUUAUCAAUGGAAAAACCCAAGUUGGAAAAUAUGUCAGUAAAGAAACAACAGCGCCAUUUGAAAUCCAGAAACUUCGCAUUUACUGUGACCCUGAGCAGAGUACCCGUGAGACUGCGUGUGAAAUCCCUGGAGUUUGCUCCAACAGUCCUGAUUACGCCGAACCAACUCAAGAACCUUGUGUUUGUCCUCCUGGAGCCCCUGGACUUCCAGGAAUAAAGGGUGAUCAAGGAAACACUGGCAAAGCUGGUCAGCCUGGACCUACUGGUGCUGAUGGUAAGCCUGGUAUCCCUGGCAUUAGAGGAAGUCCAGGGCUGCAAGGUCCACCAGGAGUAGAGGGUCCACGUGGGUCAAAUGGGUACAAAGGCGAGCAAGGGAGGCCUGGUGUUUUGGGUGAGAGAGGUGUGCCAGGAUUACCAGGAUCACCUGGAAAAACAGGAGAGAAGGGCUCAAUAGGAUCCACAGGCAUUGCAGGGUUACCGGGGAAAGCUGGUCAAGUGGGAGAAAAGGGAAGUUUGGGACCUACUGGGCCACCCGGUUUUCCAGGAGACCCAGGCCUACCUGGGAGAAAUGGAGCGGUUGGAUUUCCUGGUAGACCUGGUCAAAAGGGAGAAGCUGGAGCCAGUGGUCUUCCUGGUGUUGAUGGGAGGCAAGGCCAUCCUGGUAUGCCUGGAUUGCCAGGAAUUGCAGGCGAGAAUGGACAAAAGGGGGAAGCUGGUUUGCCUGGAUCCAGAGGCUUCACAGGAUCGACCGGACCACCUGGUGAAAUGGGCUUACCUGGUGCACCUGGUUUAAAAGGAUCCUUUGGACAAAAGGGGAAUAAGGGAGAAGGUGGAAGUCCAGGUAUACAAGGAAUACAAGGGCCUGCGGGGAGUGCAGGAGAAGAAGGCAGAGCAGGUCAGCCGGGGCACCCAGGCAUGCCAGGCCUGAAGGGCAGCAAGGGACAAAGAGGAAAUACAGGUGAAAGAGGAGGAACGGGAAUGACAGGUGAAAAAGGAGAGCAUGGUCGGAAAGGGGAACACGGCUCCACUGGUCCAAUGGGACUAAAAGGAGAGAAAGGGACAGGAGGGGAUUCAGGGCCGAGAGGUCAAGAAGGUCAAGUGGGUAGGCCCGGACAGUCGGGUCAGUCAGGCCUACCUGGCCCCCGAGGGCUGCAGGGGGAAGGUGGUCUACCUGGCACACCUGGCCCACCUGGACCUGAAGGAAGAUCUGCAAGUCAAAUGUCGGACGGUCACAUUCGGCAAAUCUGCAGAGAGAUGCUUCAGUCUGAGCUGCAUUUAUUGUUGCUGAGCAACCAGCAGAGUAGCUGUAAAAGGUGUCAAAGCCGGCCCGGAUCGCCUGGUCCUCCAGGUCCAACUGGGCUCCAGGGACUCAGGGGUACUCCUGGACUAAGUGGGUCUAUGGGACAGCCGGGCCACCCUGGUCGGCCGGGGCACCCUGGUAUUACUGGGCUGAAAGGAGAACCAGGUUUCUUGGGUGAGAAGGGGAGCCCUGGCCGGACCACCAUUGGAGACCAGGGGCCACCGGGGCCUCCAGGUCCAACCGGUCCCCAGGGGUACAGUAAACCAGGUCCUCCAGGUGAGCCUGGAUCCCCUGGUGUAAGCGGAGCAGAAGGUAAAAGUGGGAAUCCUGGCAUCCCUGGUCAGCCUGGGGUGUGUGAUCCAUCCAUGUGCUACGGUAGCAUGAUGAGGCGGGAUCCUUACAGCAAAGGGCCAAACUAUUGACGUAAUGCGGCGUCACUGCAGGCACCAGUCUAGAGCUGAUGUGGAACAAACAGCCAUUCUCAGGAAGAUCUCAUUUUUACAGUUUCGCUCUGUUGUGGAAACAAAACGGACCUCCUCUAUCACCAGUUAUGUGAUCUCAGACAGUCAACAGAACUAGAUCCUAUCACAUUUUCCUCUGCUGGUAUUUUGUAUCAUUAUUCACACGUCUUUGAACAUAUUUUCAUGUUCUUAUGGUGUUAAGAGAAUCAAUGAUACGCUCCAUUUAGUACCUCUCAUCUGAGCACCUCAUACUCAUGUACUUCAUGUGUCAUGAUCUCUCUCUGGGCAGUAUGGCUGGUGCCUUUUCCCAUAUUGCCCCCUGGUGUUGCUUCACUGCAUGUGCAUCUCUAAAUUUUCUCCACAUGGAUUGGUGCUUUAUCUUCUGUAAAAAAACAAAACACAUGCUCUAUGAUCUAUAAAUUCCAUGUUCAGUGAAUUGUUUCACCAUAAAUUAUGAGCGAAAUAAUCAUUUUUCAGCACAAGACUGUGAUUUCCUGUAGCUGAUUGUGACCUGCUGUAAGCCUGUGUUCCUUUAGCAUUCAGUUUGACUGUUAAGCUCUUUACUCUAAUGAAAACAUUUUAAAAAAAGAUAAUAUUGUGUCUCAACCAAGAUAGAUGAAUACUUUCCCCUCUAUCACAAUCAUUCAAUCACAUGCCAUUUUAUUCAAAGUAGGAAGCAAAAUGUUUAAAGUUUCAACGUCUAAGAACAUGCUCAGAUUUUACUUUGAAAUAUGUCAUUUAUGUUUCUAAGGCUUACCUUUCAUUACUGUAGCAAGUAUUUUAUUGUUAUUUAUAAAAGAGUCAUAACUGUGUAUUUCAGCCGGGACAUGUCUUACACAGCUUUUGUAAUUUUAUUAUUUUGUUAAAAGGUGACUUUCUCUUUUUUUACUAGAAUUAAAACAUCUUAAUGAUUUGUGAACUUAGUUUGGUCUGUACUUUGGGCUUUAACUUUUCAGGUUUAUUCCAGCUGUCCAUUACACCAUCAAUCGCAUUUUUCUCCUGGAUUAUUAUUAUUAUUUUU